This is a messenger RNA of Solanum tuberosum (potato), 1232 nucleotides long. RefSeq names its product protein sym-1. Lineage: Eukaryota; Viridiplantae; Streptophyta; Magnoliopsida; Solanales; Solanaceae. The transcript has 8 exons. The coding region runs from base 105 to 1007 and encodes 300 amino acids. The record is from RefSeq and is a predicted model, not a curated record. Gene Ontology annotation, cellular component: membrane; cytoplasm.
CAGUAAAAUAAAAUAAAAAACUCUUAAACCCUCAAAAAACCCAAAAAGGAAGACAUUCUUGAAGCCGAAAAGCUAUCCAUUCGAAGCAGAAAGAGCAGUUAACAAUGGCUUCAAACGCCUCAAUUUUCACCAGCAAUUCUCUCUUAUCAUUGCGGGUCGUGGGGUUUCCCCGAUUUCCCAUUUCACAACUCCAUACCCGAACCCGAAUACAGCCAAACCCACUUCAUACAACCCGACUCGGACUGUCUUCUUCUUCUUCUUCUUCUUCUUCUUCAUCUGUCAGUGCUUCAACUAAUGGAUUGAAAAGUUUGUAUCUUUCUGAUGUUUGGGCUAGACGCUUCGUUACUAGCAGUAAUUUUCAGAUGUCAGCGGUUUCAGGCGACGGUGGUGGUGGGAAUGGAGGUUCCGGUGAUGGAAAUUCAGGUGGUGGUGACAAUGGAAGUAACAGUGGUGGUGGUGAGGGUGGGAAGAACUGGUCAUUGCUUGCCUGGUACUUAUCUCUUCUUGAGAAGUAUCCAGUAUGGACAAAAGCAGUUACAUCUGCAUUGUUGACACUUUUUGGAGAUCUAAUCUGUCAGCUGUGGAUUGACCAAGUAGCAUCUGUGGAUGUAAAGAGGACGCUUCUGUUCACAUUCUUGGGGUUGGUUUUGGUGGGUCCAACUUUGCACUUUUGGUACCUCUACCUGAGUAGAUUGGUCACAACUCCAGGGGUAACUGGUACUCUCAUGCGUCUUGUACUAGAUCAGUUCCUUUUUGCUCCAAUUUUUGUCGGUGUUUUCUUAUCCUCUUUGGUAACACUUGAGGGAAGAUCAUCACAAGUGAUUCCAAAGCUUCAACAGGAGUGGUUCUCAUCUGUCCUUGCAAAUUGGCAACUUUGGAUACCUUUUCAAUUUUUCAACUUCCGGUUUGUGCCUCAGCAAUUUCAGGUCCUUGCUGCUAACUUCAUAGCUUUAGUGUGGAAUGUCAUACUGUCAUAUAAAGCCCACAAAGAAGUUAUUGUAAAAUAGACUUAAGGUUCUUGCUCCGCUGCCUACUGAUGCCGAUAAUUUGGAAUAGGCAUGUGAUUUACGCUGCGCAAGAUAUUUGUUCUUUGUAUGUUGGUAUUGAUCUAGGCUGAAAAUGUUUUUGGUGUUUACUGUUCCAGAUCAAUAGUAGUAUAAAAUAUGGUUUACUGGGAAUAUUUUGCUUCUGUAAAGUCGAAUCUCUCAUUUACAUUCUCUUUGACUCCUGAA